AUGAGUCGCAGACUACUCGAUGAGCCAUUUACAAUACAUACAUCUUUACUAUUCAAUCCAAGGAACAAAACGUUUGACAAGGACAUAUCAAUUGUCGUGGAUCCAUCGACCGGCGUCAUUGCAGAUGUGUAUGAACGGAAAAGAUCCAGCAAUGUCGAGUUGAAUGGGCAUGAUAUCGAUCUUCGGGGCAAGGUUGUGAUGCCAGGAUUUGUUGACGCUCACACACAUGUCUUUCUGCAUUCCUACGACGAAGCAUCGUCAACCGUCCAGAUGCGCGACGAAAGUGUCGUCGAGCGAGUCGUUCGUGCAACGAAUCAUCUCCGGGCCGCCCUUCUGUCUGGUUACACCACCUACAGAGAUUUGGGCACCGAGGGACUGCGCUCGUUCGACGCAAACCUGAGAGACUGCGUCAAUCGAGGUCUCUUGCCCGGCCCCCGGCUCUUCGUGGCCACCGAGUGCCUCGCCAGCACUGGGUCGUACGAGGUCCGCCACGAGAACUCGUUGGUCAAGCUGCCGCGCAUUUCCGAUGCCUGCGACGGUCCCGUGGGCGUUCGACAGGCCGUCCGGCGCCGUGCGGGUGACGGGGCGGACGUAAUCAAGUUCUACGCAGAUUAUCGACGCAAGGUGAUGCGGUUUCCGCCUCUAGGAGAUGCGAUCCCGUUUCUUCCUUCGGAUCUCAACCCGUCGGUUGUUAUGUUUAACCAAGAGGAAAUGGACGCAAUUGUCCAAGAAGCCAGGCUCGGUGAGCUGCCCGUGGCGUGCCACGCAACCACGGCGAAAGCCGCUCUCAUGGCUAUCAAGGCCGGCGUCGACUCCAUUGAGCACUGCAACGAGGCCACCGAUGAGGUCUUUCGAGAAAUGGCCCGCCGCGGUACCAUUUUCGUCCCUACGCUCGGCGUUAUGAGGAUGUCACCGGACUUUAACAACAUUAGCAAGCGGGUCAAGAGAGCACAUGGCCUCGGUGUGCGUCUCGCCGCCGGAGGUGAUACCGGAGCUUUUCCUCACGGGGAAGGUGCCGUUGAAAUGGAACUCAUGAUUCGGGCUGGGGUUCCUGUUGUGGAUGUGCUGGAAGCAUGCCUGAUGGGCGGUUGGGAAAGCUGUGGUAAGGAGAAGAGCGGUUUUUUGUUCGGUUCGAUCGAGAAAGGAUACCGAGCCGAUAUCAUUGCCUUGGAAACAGACCCCAGAGAAGAUGCAGGGGCCUUGAGGAAGGUCAGUUUUGUUAUGAAGGACGGCAAGGUCUGGAAGAAGGAUGGACGAGCUGUUGGCUUCUUCGAGGAGCAGAUCGCCAGCUCGAGUCCCGGCGUUGAAGAGGAGUCGGAAUGGAUUCUUGUUUAA
Molecule: messenger RNA, 1335 nt
Organism: Colletotrichum orchidophilum
Lineage: Eukaryota; Fungi; Ascomycota; Sordariomycetes; Glomerellales; Glomerellaceae
Product: amidohydrolase
Exons: 2
Coding region: 1-1335 (444 amino acids)
Molecular function (GO): hydrolase activity, acting on carbon-nitrogen (but not peptide) bonds
Source: RefSeq, a predicted model, not a curated record